AAGUUUUUAAGUUUAAUUUCUAUGAUGGGCGACAAUGUGACAAGUUAGAUUUUCUAAGAAUUUUUCGGUUUUUAAAAAGAAAUGUAUAGGUAUUUCAAUAAGAUCAAGAACAAAAUUAUAAAGGGAACAUGACUUCAUCAGGUACAAAUCAUCUGAAAGACGGACUUAUAGAUUUAACCUCCGGAUCAUUAGGGGGCAUUGCAGUGGUGUAUGUGGGACAACCUCUGGAUACAGUUAAAGUGAAGAUGCAAACUUUUCCUUUGGUAAAUGAGAGUAUGAUGCAAUGUAUGAAAAAAACAAUUAAGACAGAAGGUGUGAUAAAAGGAUUAUAUGCAGGCACAGUACCAGCCCUAGUUUGCAAUGUAGCAGAAAACUCUAUACUAUUUUUAUCUUAUGGAAUCUGCCAAAAAAUUAUUCAAAAAAUAAAUAAUAACAGUUUCAAACAAUUGACAACAUUGGAGAACGCCUGUGCAGGAUCAAUGGCUUCAUUUGUUGCGUCCCUUGCUAUAUGUCCUACAGAAUUAAUAAAAUGCAAACUCCAAGCAUUAUAUGAGACAAAAUCUGAAGGUGCUUCUAAAAUUGGACCUAUGAACUUGGUCAGAGGUAUUCUGCAGCAGGAGGGAAUUCUAGGUUUAUAUAGAGGAUUUAUUCCUACCAUUGCCAGGGAAAUGCCAGGUUAUUUCUUUUUCUUUGGAGGAUAUGAAGGUUGCAGACAAUUACUCACAUCCCAGGGGCAAACAAAAGAUGAAAUUGGGCUUUGGAAGACCAUGACAGCUGGUGGUGUAGGAGGUGCACUCUUUUGGACUUCUACUUACCCUAUUGAUGUAGCUAAAUCUCGAAUUCAAGUAAAUAACAACGGUGAUAGCUUGAUUAGAUUAAUUGUGAAAAUUAGCAAGGUUGAGGGAUUGUCCGCACUUUAUCAUGGCUUAACACCUACCUUAGUAAGGACAAUUCCAGCUACAGCCGCAUUAUUUGUUACUUAUGAAUAUUCCAAAAAAUUUUUAUACUACAUAUUCUCUGAACAAUAAUAGUUGAAA
Molecule: messenger RNA, 1037 nt
Organism: Coccinella septempunctata (seven-spotted ladybird)
Lineage: Eukaryota; Metazoa; Arthropoda; Insecta; Coleoptera; Coccinellidae
Product: mitochondrial ornithine transporter 1
Exons: 3
Coding region: 129-1028 (299 amino acids)
Biological process (GO): mitochondrial L-ornithine transmembrane transport
Molecular function (GO): L-ornithine transmembrane transporter activity
Source: RefSeq, a predicted model, not a curated record